Cyprinus carpio (common carp) is the source of this 6176-nucleotide messenger RNA. Its product is annotated as histone deacetylase 4-like. Gene Ontology annotation, cellular component: histone deacetylase complex. Bases 245 to 3283 code for a protein of 1012 amino acids. The transcript has 27 exons. The record is from RefSeq and is a predicted model, not a curated record. Gene Ontology annotation, biological process: negative regulation of transcription by RNA polymerase II; chromatin organization. Gene Ontology annotation, molecular function: histone deacetylase activity. Lineage: Eukaryota; Metazoa; Chordata; Actinopteri; Cypriniformes; Cyprinidae.
GACGUCACCGCGCGCGCGGUCCGAUGUUCCCGCCUCUCAGUCCCGCCACACGUGAUUCCCGAAUUAAAGAUCCAGUAUGGCGGAGUCUGUCAGACAGUGUUUCUGUCGCUUCUGCGCGGUUCGGGGGAAUUCAGGUGACUGCCGGUAAUCAGCUGCUGGCUGGAUUUGUCGAGACGAGGAGAAACCGCUGCUGUGCUGGAACUAAAUCUGAAGUUUUGAAGACGCAUCAGCCGCUCCAAACAUCAUGACUUCCCAGAAUCAUUCAGACUCUCAGAUGGACCAGACUGUGGAGCUUUUGAAGCCGUCGGCGUUUGACCACAUUCCCACAGUGGAGCUGAGUUCUGCUCUGCCCGUGAGGGUUCCUCCUGCCGCCAUCCCCAUGGACCUGCGCAUGGAGCAGACGCAGACGCUGGACUCGACCCGCCGAGAGCAGCAGCUGCAGCAGGAGAUGCUGACGCUCAAACACAAGCAGCAGCUGCAGCGGCAGAUCCUCAUCGUCGAGUUCCAGCGGAAACACGAGCAGCUCUCGCGCCAACAUGAGGCCCAGUUACAGGAGCACAUGAAGCAUCAGCAGGAGCUUCUGGCCCUCAGGCAUCAGCAGGAGCUGCUGGAGCACCAGAGGAAGAUGGAGCAGCACCGGCUGGAGCAGGAGCUGGAGAAACAGCAGCGGGAGCAGAAGCUCCAGCUCCUCAAGAACAAAGAACGUGGCCAGGAGAGUGCGGUGGCCAGUACAGAGGUGAAGAUGCGUCUGCAGGAGUUUGUUCUGAAUAAAAAGAAAGCACUCGCUCAGCGCAGUCUCAACCACUGCAUCUCCAACAACCCACGCUACUGGUGCGGGAAAACUCAGCACAGUUCUUUGGAUCAGAGCUCCCCUCCACAGACCAGCGGUAGUACCUACAACCAUCCUGCACUGGGCGUCUACGACUCCAAAGAUGACUUUCCACUGCGCAAAACAGCGUCUGAACCGAACCUGAAGCUGCGUUCGCGUCUGAAGCAGAAGGUGUCGGAGCGGAGGAGCAGCCCAUUACUGCGCCGCAAAGACAGUCCCAUCAGCACGCUCAAGAAACGCUCUCUGGACAUGGCAGAUUCGGCGUGUAGCAGCGCUCCUGGUUCAGGACCCAGUUCCCCAAACAACAGCUCACAUGGAAACCUGUGUGAGAACGGCAUCAGCGUGACUGAGUCGUCUCACAGGCCGGCUGGUCAGGACGGCUCGGUCAGUCAGCUGUCUCUCUACACGUCUCCUUCACUACCCAACAUCACCCUGGGUCUGCCGGCCACUGCCGCCAACAACGUGACGUCUACCCAGCCUGACAGCGAAUGUUUGUCUGUGACCGGUUUACCCAUAAACACUCCGUUCCUGGUCGCCUCUCACCUGUCGUCAUUUCUUGGCAAUUCGGAUGCUGCAAACUCCCACAAUGCACUGCUGCAGCACAUGGUCCUUCUGGAGCAAUCAGCCCCAUCGAGUUCUUUGGCCGCAGGAGUGGGAGCGGGGUCGCUGCAGAAGCUGCGUCAGCACCGGACGCUGGGCCGCACACAGUCGGCUCCUCUGCCCCAGAGUGGACAGGCGCUGCAGCAGCUUGUGGUUCAACAACAGCACCAGCAGUUCCUGGAGAAACACAAGCAGCACUUCCAGCAGCUCCACAUCAACAAGAUGUUGAGUAAACCCUGUGAUCGGCAGCAUCAGAGCCACCCAGAAGAGACGGAGGAAGAGCUCCGAGAGCAGCAGGAUGCCACACAGACGGAAAUGCUUCCCAUGAGCCUCCCCAUUAAACAGGAACCGCCUGAUCUCACAGAAGAGCAAGGACAGGAAGAACAAGAGCUGCUCUUCAAACAGCAGGCCCUUCUACUGGAGCAGCAGAGGAUCCAUCAGCUCAAAAACUUCCAGGCGUCCAUGGAGGCGGCUGGUGCGUCUGUCAUAUUCCCAGGGCACCGGCCUCUGUCCAGAGCGCAGUCAUCUCCUGCGUCCGCCUCCAUCAUUCCGCAGGAGCAGCCUUCCAAACCCCUUUUUACCACAGGUCUGGUGUAUGACUCUCUCAUGCAGAAGCACCAGUGCAUGUGUGGAAACACCAACACGCAUCCCGAACACGCCGGACGCAUUCAGAGCAUCUGGUCUCGGCUACAGGAGACGGGCCUGCGCAGCCAGUGUGAGUGUAUCCGUGGGAGAAAAGCCACAUUAGAGGAACUGCAGACAGUUCAUUCUGAAGCUCAUGUCAUGUUGUAUGGGACCAACCCACUACGGCAGAAGCUAGACAGUUCUGUCAUCUCCAUGUUCGUCAGGCUGCCGUGUGGUGGUAUUGGGGUGGACAGUGACACAGUCUGGAAUGAAGUUCACUCGUCAAGCGCAGCACGUCUGGCCGUUGGUUCUGUGGUCGAACUCGUCUUCAAAGUGGCAUCAGGAGAGCUGAAGAAUGGUUUCGCUGUGGUCCGGCCGCCAGGACACCACGCAGAGGAGAGCACGCCCAUGGGCUUCUGUUACUUUAACUCUGUUGCCAUAGCAGCUAAACUCCUACAGCAAAGACUCAAUGUCAGCAAAAUUCUGAUUGUUGAUUGGGACGUUCAUCAUGGCAACGGAACACAACAAGCGUUCUACGAUGAUCCCAGAGUUCUGUACAUUUCUCUUCAUCGAUACGACGAUGGUAAUUUCUUCCCAGGCAGCGGCGCUCCUGAAGAGGUGGGCAGUGGGCCGGGAGUAGGUUUCAACGUCAACGUGGCGUUUACUGGAGGUCUGGAUCCACCGAUGGGAGAUGCAGAAUACCUCGCUGCCUUCAGGACGGUAGUUAUGCCGAUCGCUAGCGAGUUUGCUCCAGAUCUGGUGCUGGUGUCAGCAGGGUUUGACGCGGUGGAAGGACACCCUCCUCCAUUGGGAGGAUAUAAACUCACCUCCAGAUGUUUGGGUCACCUGACUAAACAGCUGAUGGGGUUAGCCGGGGGUCGAGUGGUGCUGGCGCUGGAGGGAGGUCAUGACCUCAGGGCCAUAUGUGACGCCUCCGAGGCCUGCGUCUCAGCACUGCUGGGGAUAGAGCUAGAGCCGCUUUCUGCAGACAUCCUGAAACAGAGACCCAAUGAAAACGCUGUGAGCUCCAUAGAGAAAGUCCUAGAAAAUCACAGUCAGUACUGGCGCUCAGUCCAGCGGGUCGAAUCCAGCACGGGUUUGUCUCUGCUGGAAGCUCAGAGGGGCGACUCCGAGGAGAACGAGACGGUGACGGCAAUGGCUUCUUUAUCUGUCGCAGCCAUGGAGAAAAGAACGGAGGAUGAGCCCAUGGAAGAGGAGCCGCCGAUGUAGGGGACGAGCGUUUUCCCAGAGCUCCGAGCUCUUCUGGGUCUCUGCGUCUGUUUGCCUUGGACUCGUCUGAAGGAGAUCCUCGCUGAGCAGAGACAGACGUCAGGGUAAAGGCUAACCGCCGCGUUAGAGCUGUAGCCUGCUAGCACUGUGGCCCCAACACAACGUGCUCGAGCUGAAGUCACUUGAGACGUUUGUUUUUGGAGAUUUCUGUCCGAUUGGCUCGAUGCGCGCACACCUCGCUGCAGACGUCAGCCAGCAGAUCGUUCUGACAGAGGGACGGAUGGAAAGCCAGGUCCAACAAACCCUCCACAGGCUCCAGGAACCCUGUUUGUUUAGUACUUACACCUUGAGCACUGCAGCGUUUGACUCGCCAGCGCCAUGUUACAGACGUUUCUCAGAGAGGGAGUGCCGUGGAGACCGCUUGAACUACAAAUGAUCUCUGAGGAACUUUGCCUUAAUUCAGUAAUGACCCAUAAUUCCAGUGGGUCGACUGUUUAGAGAAGAGAAAAUCUUUUCAGCAUGUUUACUUGGACAGCGUUCGUGCUUUAGUCCUAAACACACAUUGUCUAGCAAUGACUGACUCUCCUUUGGUUUGGUUUUUUGCAGAAACUGUCUGAAGCUCCAGUGAAGCGUAACAGUGGCUCCACAUCACACCGUGUAGCUACACACAGCAGCUGAACGCAGGCCUUGGUUUCAGAGUGGUUUAUUGACUGGCAUGUGCAUUACAGGGAAAAAAACUACACCCGGACUGAACCGGAGAUGAGAAGGUCUGACCAAAGCAUGAGUUUGCAUCUUGUGUUGCCUCUAGCCACGGCGUUUGACAAGGAUUACAAGACCACGGCGGAUGUGAACGGGUUUGCCUUUGGAUGGGGAAAAGAACCGGACAAGAGAUGACCGUUUACCAAAUCAGCUCGUGUUCCUCUUGAGCCAAACUAACCUUGUAAAAAGGAUGUUGCAACUUGCUAAUGUUAGCACCCCUAAGCAUGAGGCGGGAUUGUUACCUACAAGAUCAAUACGAAUAUGCAUGUGAAAUCUUCAUUUUAUUUGCCUUCUCUAACGAACCUUGAGCCUCAUCUCACCACAACAGCUUCACCUCUAAAAAAAAUAUAGUUAGUUUGUCUUACUUGGCAACUCUUGUCAACUGUUAAAAUGCUCAGACUUUUUAGUUGUUACUGAUUAUUUUUGAGGUUUUAGUAAUUAAUUAGUCAUUUCUGUUUUUGUACAGUUUUACUUCAUUCCUUUUCUUUUGACCUGAAAUUUCAGAUAUUUGCAUGUUUCACUUGAUUGCUUAUUAUUAUUAUUAUUAUUAUUAUUAAUAUUAUUAUUAUUAUUAUUAUUAUUAUUAUUAUUAUUAUUUGUGCUAGUUGUUUGAGUUCCAUUAUUUGCGUUACAUUUGGUACCUUGUACUUUAAACAUGAGUGCUUUAUGACGUUCAUGGGUUUUCAACCAUUCAAUCACGAUGACUGAUUGUGUACUUCCAUGUUUUGUUCAUAGUAGAUUUGUGUAUGAAGGAAACCUAAAUAUAUAAAUAUGAAAAUCUGUCAUUCACCUUUGUUCUGUAUGCAUGGAUGUAAUAUUUCUUAGCAGCACACGCUGGUCUCAAAUAUACAACACCUCAGUUUAGGAGUAUAUAACAAUCAGCUCUGUCUGGAACUAACCUGCUAAACACACUUGAUUGAUGGUCAGUGAUUUUCAGUUUUUUUUUUUUUUUUUUUUUUUGUGAAAGUGCUACAGGCUAAUUUUAGAGAGAAACAUUGUCUAUGACAGUAAUUUAAAAAAAACAAUCCAAACCGUUUUGAUUGUUUCCCUCUGCAAAAACAAAAAAACAAAAACAAAUCUUUAGUACGCAUGGUUUGUUUUAGUGUUAUUUUAUUUCACACAUCACUAAAUACUAAAACUCCCACAAAUUUGUCAGUUUUGAUUAAAGUUGUAGCUGGAGAAACAAAAAAGAAAUCAUAGUUCAUCACCUGCAACACUGAGAACACAAACAGAUGUUUACCUUCAUUUAUGAAUUCAGAUUAAAUAAAGCUGGGACAAUGUUCACAAAUUGUGUUGCUUUAGCUGAUUUUUUAUUAAAUUGAUUUGUAAUUUUAUUUUUAUAUAUUUUUCAAUUAUUUUAAUUUUAUUUAUUGUCUAUUGACUAUUUUUGACUGGGCUUAUUUAGAGGACUUUGAUUUACUGACUGAAACUCAUGAGCUCGGGUAUCUUCCUUUUGAAGGAUCCUUAGAUCCUUGCUCUAGUAUAUUGCUCUAAGAGUGUUGAUUUGUCUUGUCAGACGCUGGACUGUCAGCCAGUGUUAGAAACACUCCCCAGACGAUGACAGAAAUCACCUGUUCUUUUCAGAACAUGUAGAAGAGAAAAGUAUGGACUGGCCAUCCAAACUUUUUUAAAGAUGUGUUUUGAUAAAGAUUAUGAAAGUUUGCUUGCAAUAAUCAUGUGAUUUUGUCAUAUUUGAUUAAGAGGGGGGAGUGAAGGAUCCUUAGAUCCUCACGUGCAAGUUGUGUAUUGUGUUUCUAUUUUUUCGGAACAUAAUCAUUUAUUCACAUAAUCAUUUUAAAAUCAUUAGUCAUUCAUAUGAUUUAUUUGAUUAUUUUUAUACUUUGAUUAUUUUUAUUUAUCAUUAUAUUAUGUUUAUUCAUUUAUCAUAUUUCUGUAUAUUAUAUUUCUUAUUUUCCCUAGUUUAUGGAUUUUCAUUGUUGUUCAAUCUCAUGCUUGUGGGGUUUCACGAAAAGUUUUGUCCGUAUAAAUCGAGACGGAUAAGAGGGAAGGUUUAUGGGAUGUUGCUGUGAAGCAGUUUUGGUAUAACAGUACAUGCUGAAUUUGUGCUGGUCAGACGAAGUUUGAACAUUGAGACACGCAACAGAUUGUUCAAUAAACUCUUACUUUUUACCAU